ACCUCCAUCACCACAGUGAACAUAGUGGUGACUGAUGUCAACGAUAACAACCCUAAGUUUGACCUGAACCUGCCCAGAAACCUCACUGUCCAGGAGGAGGAGGCAAACAUGUUUGUGGGUCAAGUCACGGUAAGCACAUCUGAUGGGCUAAAGAUGCACACAAUGUCGUAGUAUGUUGUUGCAAAUUCACAUGAAUACCUUGAACAUGAAUACGAAGAAAAACAACAUUCCUUUCACCUGCCAUUUCAUGGUAUUUCCCUUCUUUCCACCUUUCUACCUGGCACGUCUUUACUAAGCAGGCCUUCUUGACCCUUCCUCGAACCCAGCUACUUCCAACGUCCCAUCGGUGUCAACAGCAACGCACGUGGUGAUAACUCCAACAGGCUCUAAUUGAUCUUUGCUAAAAGAUCAAAAUAUGUUUUUGAGUUGGGAUCAAAAUUAUUACUUUUCCCUAGUGACGUCAGAACUUUGGUUUGGGCUGCACUCUGAUAACUGGUAACACAUGAAGAGUUAAAGGGCAAUUCCACCACAACCUCAUUUUCAGUAUCUCCUGCACAUUACCAGUGUCUACAUGCAGUUUGUGAAAACGGCUUAUUUCUACGUUUUGUAGGAAAAAAAUAGUUACGAAGUUCUACCCGAUGAUAUCAUCAAAAGUUAAAGCAUUUUAUAAACAGUGAUUUUCAAACACUAUGAGAUUCGCGGUGACGUGAGGAGAAAGAAAAUACCCUCCCUCUGGCAAGAAACUCGUUGCAGGUUUUGAAAAUCACAGUUUUGAAAAAACAUUUAAUCCUACCAUGUAGGACCUUUCUUCUUGGUUUUUAAACUACAGAUCAUAGGAACGGGCCUUUUUUUACAUAUGUAGACACUAGUAUGGUGCUGUAGAUAAUGAAUAUAAGGUUGUAAAGUGGCCGAAUUGCCCUUUAAUUGUAAGAGGCUUUUGGAUGCUUUAUUUACACAUGCCCACUACUUAGUGUAGUUAUUACCAGAACCAUCAACCUACAUAACUAUGACCCUGAUUAUUGCUGCAUCUGGCCCUUUAUCUGAGUAUAAAUCUAACUAUUAUAAUAAGUUGUCAAUAUCACAUUAUUACCUCUUCAUUUCAUUACUUAUAAUGGAAUAUUUAAAUACUCUUGAAAUGCAAAAAGCCUACAAUGGAUAUAUAUAUAUUUUUUAACCUUGUUUAACUUUUAACUUUGUUUGGAACAUGGGGUAAGUGUUUAUUCUGAAAAACAGUAACAACAAAUGCUGAGAAAGAAAAAACAAAUAUACAGUUUUCCUAGCCAAGACCAUGUUGCAUCAAGACCAUGUUUAAAAAAGAAGAAAUACAAACUUCCAUAACUUUUGUAUUCAUUCAUUUAAUCUGUGGAAUGGUUACGGUUCUGCAGAGGGAUAUGAUAGGUAGGUCAAACUCCCACUAAAUUGUAUGUUCACCCACACUGUGCCAUAGCAGAUCAGUGAAUGACAAUUUACAUACAAUAAUGAUUCCUUUUUAAAGUGUUAGAAGGGAGAUAAGGGUAAUUUGUAUGGGAACGGGAGCUCCUCAAGGUGAGAGUUACUUUGUGUUUCAUCAUGCUGACACACAUUCUAAUCUCUCUUCACAUCCACCAACCCUGGAACACCAAGACUGAUCUCUGACUUUAAAGGUCCCACAUCUCUAUUAUUUAGUUUGCUAAGUUACUCCCAUAGACUACAUAUGGCACAUAAAUUGAUAGAGGAAGUAAUACAUACACAACAAAUGCAUUGGUGCAUUUUAUUCAAAAAUAAAGCUGUUUCUUCUCCAUGGGCUAUUUAAGUCUGGCCCUUGAGUUGCACAGCUAUGCUGGUUGUUAUACUUCACCAACUUUACUUGACCACCAGAGUCAUAACACGUUAUGGCACAGUCAUAACCAUGUCACAAUAUGUCAUAACAGCUGACAUAACCUGUCAUAACCUUUCAUAAUAUGGUCAUAGCACUGUCAAGACACACGCAUUUAGACCUGUUGUGACAUAUAUUGCGUUAUUUUAUGGCUGGUUAUGACACCUACAUAAUAGUGUCAAAACCCACAAAACAUACCACACAAGGCAAAACAUUCAAUUUUACCAUAGCCUACGUGUCAGCAGUAUGUUUAUGUUUUUUAUAACAUUUUCUGCAAUUUACCAUAUUUAAUUAUCAUUGUAAUUGUGCACACAUUGAUGUCAGACAUGCACCUACCCCAAUGCUCUGUUUCUGAUGUCUGGGAUGAAUGUAGGAGCAGAUUUCAGGAGCAGGACAAGACACCCUCCUUUUGACUGAUGACUGACAUAAGGGCAUGUACGUGAUAGGCUUAUCGGGCUUAUAUGAUUAUGAUGGUCAUAAUGCUUCUUGACAGUGUCAUGAAGUGCAUUUUCUUAGUCCAAGUAAAGUGACACAGAUGGUCAUAAUGCUUUAUGACAGUGUCAUAAAGUGUAUUUUCUACAAGUUAUUUAAAGAAUACAUUGUAAAGAAUUAAUUACAUCAACAACAAAGGAAUCAACAACAAUGGAUUUGACAGGGAAAUGUUGAAUUAAUGUGGGUUUUGACACUCUUAUGUAGGUGUCAUAACCAGCCAUAAAAUAACACGAUAUAUGUCACAACAGGUGUAAAUACAGUUGAAGUCGGAAGUUUACAUACACCUUAGCCAAAUACAUUUAAACUCCGUUUUUCACAAUUCCUGACAUUUAAUCCUAGUAGGUUCACCACUUUAUUUUAAGAAUGUGAAAUGUCAGAAUAAUAGUAGAGAGAAUUAUUUAUUUCAGCUUUUAUUUCUUUCAUCACAUUCCCUGUGGGUCAGAAGUUUACAUACACUCAAUUAGUAUUUGGUGGCAUUGCCUUUACAUUGUUUAACUUGGGUCAAACGUAUCGGUUAGCCUUCCACAAGCAUCCCACAAUAAGUUGGGUGAAUUCUGGCCCAUUCCUCCUGACAGAGCUGGUGUAACUGAGUCAGGUUUGUAGGCCUCCUUGCUCACACACACUUUUUCAGUUCUGCCCACACAUAGGAUUGAGGUCAAGGCUUUGUGAUGGCCACUCCAAUACCUUUACUUUGUUGUCCUUAAGCCAUCUUGCCACAACUUUGGAAGUAUGCUUGGAGUCAUUGUCCAUUUGGAAGACUCAUUUGCGACCAAGCUUUAACUUCCUGACUGAUGUCUUGAGAUGUUGCUUCAAUAUAUCCACAUAAUCUUCCUUCCUCAUGAUGCUGUGCACCAGUCCCUCCUGCAGCAAAGCACCCCCACAGCAUGAUGCUGCCACCCUGUGCUUCACGGUUGGGAUGGUGUUCUUCAGCUUGCAAGCUGCCACCUUUUUCCUCCAAACAUAACGAUGGUCAUUAUGGCCAAACAGUUCUAUUUUUGUUUCAUCAGACCAGAGGACAUUUCUCCAAAAAGUACGAUCUUUGUCCCCAUGUGCAGUUGCAAACCGUAGUCUGGCUUUUUUAUGGCGGUUUUGGAGCAGUGGCUUCUUCCUCGCUGAGCGGCUUUCAGGUUAUGUCGACAUAGGACUCGUUUUAGCACUCACCUCAACUUAGCUAACAUUUCCCCAGCCUAAUAUCCAUUCGGAGAUUCAGUGAAAACAAAAUCAGAGAUUAAUGGAUUUAUCUAGACGAGUCCCCCACGUAUGUCUCAAAGCAGCACGAUGGCGCUGUUCCAAUCAAAACGGUGCUGAAAUGAUGAUCUAUGUGGCCACACAUGACUGUUGCUUUAAAUUAGUAUAAUGGUUGGAUAUGACUUUGGGAGCUUCAUUAUGAGCAAAGAUUUUAUACAUGUCUUCAAUUGCAUUAGCUUACUUUAUUCCAAUAUUGUCAUAAUUCAGUUUAUCAUAACUAAAUUGAGUUUUCCUCUCUCUGCGCUUUUUCUAGGCCCAAUGGCUGUUUUCUUGUCUCCUCAUUCCCCUGCCGCCCGCCUCUGUCGUGUUGUUCUCAACACCAGUUUAAAUCAAUAUAGCGUACUGUUUUCUAGAAAUCUGUAUUUUUUCAUGUUCGGGCUCAUUUAAUUUCUGUGAUGUCGUACCAGACCUGGGCUCGAAUUUUCAGUUCUGAUGAGAACUCUAAACUGCAUUAGGGUCUAGUGUGCAGUCCAGCAGUGUCAAUCAUGUGUGUGCUUUGAAUUUAAAGUGACUUUGUGUGAAGUAAAUACGCUAGGCUAAUGGCUUCCAUGCGAAAACCUGUUUGGAUCAUGUGCUAUUCAUUUUUUUUGCCAAUCUGCUGCUGUGCAUGCUGUGUAUUUUGUGGAAUUGCAUUAGUGCGACAUUGGGGAUAAUUUUUUAUUUUCCCGGGUCUUGUCAUUUUAUUUUUUAUUGAAAUGUGAAGAGUGGUCCCUGGACAAUCUUGGGAUCCCGGUUACCUGUGUUAAUCCCUAAUUUACAGAACAAUUUUGUAUGACAGCCCCUUUUUAUGGAGGUCUAUGACCAGCACUCAUGUCUCAAUCCCCCAUAGAAGGGCAUAUACUGUAAGUGCAGUACUUGACCCUUAAACUGCAGGCAGAUGUUACCGAUGCAUGGGGUUUGCACUGCAUAUAUCGUCUAAGUAUCUUAAUGCUAAUCCUGAAGCAUAAAUAAGGGAUAAUCAAUGAGGGGCUAUGGGUUCUAGGGAAAUAAUGCAUGACACAGAAGGUGUGUGCAAUGACGUGCAGCGGAGUGGUACUCACCUUCAGCAGAGUUGCAUUAUUUCCAUAGAACGCUUAGGCUGCGUUUACACAGACGGCCCAAUUCUGAUAUGUCUUCACUAAUUUGUCUUUUGACGAAUCAGAUCAGAUCUUUUACCCAUAAUUGGGAACAUUAUCAGAAUUGGACUGCCUGUGUAAACCUUAAGUGCAUAAAAAACUGCUACUAACCAACUGAUAUGGCGUAUUUAAUACAGUAUUUGUAAAUGUGACUGAUAUGGUGUUUCAUAGGAUUUUUGAGGAUGAGGACAUUCCAUUUAUUUCUGUCCCUGGUGGGUGCCAGAAGGUAUGCAUGCCAAGAAGGCUGUGGGGGCCACUGAUGUUACUUUUAGAAUGAGUAUGUGAUGGAAUGUCCUGACUAGGGUGCAAUAUGAUACCAUCUAGGGUGAUAUUUUUGUGGUUGGGAGUGACACCCAAUAAUGGUUGGCAACUGUUGGAUAGAAUUAGCUUGCAAAGCAGUAUAUAAACUGAGAGAUUUGUAUGCCUAUCAUUCAAAUGGCAAGAGGCAAUUGACUUGUUACAUUGAAUCUGGUACUGUAUCUAUUAAAUACUUUGUAUUAACUCUCCAUCUAAGUGUUUAACUAUUUUCUUGCAUCCUGAAUUCCUCGAUACCAGAAAACCCAUCAUAACACCAACCCUGCAGUGCUAAAGUGUGCUUGUGUGUUUGUCGUUCACGGGAGGCUAGUAAAAUAUUCCUGAUUAAUAAUUCAUGAAUUGACUAUGUAUUACAGGCAUUUGGCCUGUUGAAAAGUCUGUGAGCUGUGGGGUGCAUUAUGAUGUAAACUAACUGCAGAGUAAUGUUGUGGUUAAUUUGUACAUAUCAGCAUGCUGUUCUUUCUUCUGUUUUCUGAAGGUUUAACGCCAGGGCUCAAUCUUCAGCUUUGGCUUUGAGCAUUUAUCUGGCUUUCUGUGUAAUACAAAAUGGGGGUACAUCACCCUUACCCCAUCUAAGCCCUUUGAUUCUCUCUGUGCUACUCUGUCCAUCCCUAGCCCGGGGUUAAUAACUCAGUCAGGCUUGAAUCGAACAGGGGCAGAUUUCAAAGUGUUUCCCCCUUAUCUCUCUCUCUCCCAACUGCUCUCUCUUUCCCUGUUACCAUGAUUACAACAGAGAGGAAUUAGUGCCUGCUGUUCACACAAAAAAACAAUGCUGGCACACACACACCAGGCUGGCACACACUCACACACAAGCUUGCACACACUCACACACUGGAAUACUAAUGAACUGUCAUAUUCAUGAGGGAUUUAAAAUGUGUUAAGUAACUAACUUUCUGUCUACACUGAAUGAUCCUCAAAAUGUACCCUGUCCCAGGAUUUUUCAUAUUUUUCUUAUUUUUAGCAUUCAAGGAAUUCCCUUUGAUGAAAUGCAGACUUCAUAGGAAGAGGCUUCUGUCCCUUUGAACUUGCUGAUGAUUAGUCAUGAGUCUGUGACAAAGACACUAAUCUCAAUGUGAAGAGAAAAUUAGAUUGAAAUUAACACUGGGCUUAAAUUUAUGAGAACCGUGUUAGCUUAGUCAUUUUUAAGUGUACAGUAAAGUGUGUGUGUGUGCGUGCAUGCGUAACAACACGUUUUAACACAUUUUAACUUUUGACUAUAUUCAUGAUAUAGCACAACCCCUUGUACCUUACUGCUUAUGUAUUCCCAUAUUUACCUUUCCCUAAUUCACUCCACAUAUUUACUAUACUAUGUUUUCCGCUUCCCCUGCAGGCCACAGAUCCAGAUGCAGGAGCUAAUGGUCUGGUGCGCUACAGGAUAGUCAACCACCUAGGUGUCUUCACCAUCAACGAGAAUGGCAGCAUAUUCACCACAGUGCCUCUGGACCGGGAGCUCAGGAGUCGGUAUGACCUGAUAGUGGAGGCCUCUGAUGGAGCGGUGGACCCCCGCAGGACCACGUUCACCCUCUCUGUCCUGGUGAUAGACAUCGAUGACAACAGCCCAGAGUUCUCCCAGAAGACCUACAUUGUCAACGUCCCCGAGAACAGCCCUGUGGGCACCGUGGUGCUGCGCUUCAGUGUACGUGUGUGUGUGUGUGUGUGUGUGUGUGUGUGUGUGUGUGUGUGUGUGUGUGUGUGUGUGUGUGUGUGUGUGUGUGUGUGUGUGUGUGUGUGUGUGUGUGCGUGUGUGCGUGGGCGAGUGCGCAUGUCUGUGCAUAUGUGUCCUACAGCUACACUGAAUAUGUGUAUGAGCAAUGAGCAUGGUGGUUCUGAGACUCAGUGUAAGUGUGGGUGUGGGGGAGGGGACUCUGUAGCUUCUCUCUGUCUCUAUCUCUCUGUCAGGCUUUGUGCAGGGCAGUAAGGGCUUCAAACAGCUUGACUAUUAAAUGCACCCUUUAACAUCCUUUAACUUCAAAGCGUCUCCAGCUAUCAGCCGAUUUGGCCUCCAUUUCAAUCGCCAUUCUCUUCCAGGCUCUUUAGUGUUUCACACACGCAACGGAGGGUAAACACUUACAUUUUACUAUCGUAGGAGUCUGGUACGUCAGAACUCUCUGGGUGUCUUUGGUCUCAAAUGGAGUAAGACUAAAAGCCAGUGUCUCGUCAAAGCUCUGAAUCGGGCUUAAGCGGUGGAUAAUUUUUCCUCUCUUGACAAACAUUAUUGUAGCGCUUGACAAACCCUGAGCACCUUGGAACUUGAUGGAAGGCUUCUCGGGUAAAUUUCGCACUGAAAAGCACCUCCUCUUGUUGUUUGCACUGAGGGAGAGAACCAUGGGAAUACCCCAGCGAGAGCCAAAGCAAAGCCGGAGCAGAGGAAAAGUAAUUAUCGGCAUAUUGUGAGUGACUGACACCCGCAACCAUGACAACGCUAUUCUCCCAAGAAAUGAACAACAUCUUCAGCCAGAGCAGGAGCAGACAGGAAUGGGGUUGGUGGUGGGGGUGACACCUGUCUGUAAAGAAGGCCCAGUUACAGACAGCCAUCGCAGGCAGAUUAAUCUCUGAUCCGUGCCUCUCUCCUCUAGAGUGAUUAUAUGUGGUUACUUUUCUUUCUAUCUAUUUAUAUAUACAUGUAUUUUAUAUUUUUAUAUAAUUGUAUAUUGUAACUCCCUUCACAUCUCCACAUCAAAGCCUUCCACCUGAAAGAUUCUCACUCCCACAGACCACAUUUAGUUUUUGUUGUCAGUUGGAUGUCUGUGUAUGUAUGUAUGUGUGUGUGUGUGCAUGCAUGCAUUUCUAUAAUCACCUCUCUCUGCCACUAGGAUAACUGUUCCUAUGAGCUUAAUUAUUUUACUUAUAAAGGGCCAAGUAAACAAUUUCCCUGAGAUUAAUUUGAUCAGUGCUUGUAUUCAUUUUAUCACAUUUCUACACAGUCUAAACAAAUGAGCAUAUAUUGAAUUAGCAAUAUAUUGCAGAAAGAAGCCCGAGAGAGCGAGAGAGAUAGAGAGCGGAUCGAUGAGCUAGAGAGAUAUGAGAGCUAGAGAUAUAGAGAGCGAGAGAGAGAGAGCGCUAGCGCGACGCGAGCUCUCUCUCGCUUCUCCUCUCUCUCUCUCCUCUUCGCAAUCCCUAUCUCUCUCUCUCUCUCUCAUCCCUAUCUCUGUUUCUCUCUCUAUCUCUUUCUCUCCUCUCUCUCUCCCUCCAUCCCAGGCGGUGGAUGCAGACCUGUUCUCUAACGUAACGUACCGUAUCAAGUCUGCAGAGGACAUGAAGCUGUUCCUGGUGAACCCGAUCUCAGGCGAACUGUCAGUCCUGCAGACCCUGGACUUUGAGGACCUGGAUAGUAUGGGUACGGGGUCCACCUAUACCUUCCUGGUGGAGGCUGUGGACCAGGCUGGGACCAUGCCCCCCGGUGAGGCCACCGUCACUAUUCGGAUCACGGUACGAUCAUAUGUCACUCUGUAUUCACUGUGUUUGUCAUGA
Molecule: messenger RNA, 8496 nt
Organism: Coregonus sp. 'balchen'
Lineage: Eukaryota; Metazoa; Chordata; Actinopteri; Salmoniformes; Salmonidae
Source: the annotation of a GenBank genome assembly